Messenger RNA from Rhododendron vialii, 1160 nucleotides. RefSeq lists its product as uncharacterized. The transcript is spliced from 2 exons. NCBI's taxonomy places the organism in Eukaryota, Viridiplantae, Streptophyta, Magnoliopsida, Ericales, Ericaceae. The record is from RefSeq and is a predicted model, not a curated record. Bases 334 to 675 code for a protein of 113 amino acids.
UCACUCCAUUCAUUUACUCAUACGGUCAAACCUAUCCCAAAUUAAAUUUUACUCCAAUUUUUAUCCAAAUUAAGUGAGACUCAAAAUUUUACUCAAUUUUUCAAGGCUAUUUUCUCCCCUCCCAGAUUUACAACAAUGUCAUUAAUAAAGUUUUUACUUAAAUUUGUGCUUGGAGUAUGUUAUACCGAAUGAAGCUUUUACUCGAAUUUAAGUAGAAGUAUGAGCAGGGUUGGAGAUGCUCUAGGCAAAACAAUAUGUAAAAGGCAUGAGAAAAAAACCAAAAAAGAGAAUAAGCAAAGCAGAGGGGGAUGAUUCGGAUGAACUACAACCUGAAUGUCUUCUACAAGAGGCCCCAUCAUGAUUUCUUCGGUGCAUCAGGAAAAUGUUUACGAAGAGAUUUUAGCAAGAAAUUCACAACUUCUCUCAUGUUGGAGGCAUUCGCCGCGGAUAAUCUCCCACCUCUCUGAACUCACUUCUCAAAUGGAAGUUUUUGCUUUCGGAUGGUGGUGGAGGUGGCUGCUUGGUGGAGAGGGGGCUGUUAGGAGGCUGUUGGACGGUGGCAGGCGGCAGAGGUUGGUUUGCGGCAGCAUGUGGUGGAUGGGUUGUGGGUUUCACGGCUGCAAAGGUGGAUGGGAUCUUCGGUGUUGGUGGUGGUUGGUUCCGGGCAACUUGUAGCGGGGAGAUCGGGCCGUUCUUCGGGGCAGCAACAGGGCUUGUUCCUGAGUUCCGGCGACAGUGGUGGCAGCGGUCCGUCUCAUUCCAGGUGGCUGCGGUGGGUGGUGGAGUAGGGUUGAUAUUUUAGGCUGGCCUAUGUUAUCUAUGGAUUGGUCUCCGGCUUAGCCUAUGUUGUCUAUGGACUAUGCCUUUUAAUUUUUCCCUUUUAGUUUUUUACUUUUUUGGACUAUGGAUUGAUCAGACUUAGCGUAUGUUGUCUAUGAACUAUGUCUUUUAAUUUUCUCUUUUUUUGGGCUUGGAUCUCAUCUUAGGUGUUUGGGCUGCGUCUCAUGUGCAAUUUAUCGUUUUAUUUGGUUUUUAGGCCAUUUAGGCGCUAGGCUUUGUCCCUUUGUGUUUUUCUUGAUUGACAUCUUGCCAAUCAAGAGUUUCUCCUUGCUCCUUUUGAUCUUUGUAUUCACUUUCAAAGAUUAAUAUAAUCUUUUUUC